Messenger RNA from Uloborus diversus, 4909 nucleotides. RefSeq lists its product as uncharacterized. The transcript is spliced from 17 exons. Bases 131 to 4909 code for a protein of 1592 amino acids. Lineage: Eukaryota; Metazoa; Arthropoda; Arachnida; Araneae; Uloboridae. The record is from RefSeq and is a predicted model, not a curated record. Gene Ontology annotation, molecular function: non-membrane spanning protein tyrosine phosphatase activity. Gene Ontology annotation, biological process: peptidyl-tyrosine dephosphorylation. Gene Ontology annotation, cellular component: cytoplasm; nucleus.
AGCAUCGUAACGCGUAUCCUCGAAAAUUUUCCAUGUGAAUAUUUUUGUUUUUCAAAAUAUUUAAUUUCUGACGUAAUUUUAAUAAUGUGAGCCCGACCCGAUACUUGCACUCCAGAAUGACAGAAUUAAAAUGACAUUAAAAACUGUUUUAAAAAAUUUUCUCAACUAUGCAGACACUCUGGAAGCGCAAAAGAAAUUGGGCAAGGAUCUGUAUGAAAUUGAUUUCCAGAAACUGAAGGCUUUGACUGAAGAACUGAAACAUGAUGAAGACUACAGCACAUCAGAGGGUCUCAAGGAAGUCAACCGAAGGAAAAACAGAUACAAGGACAUUCUUCCCUACAACUACACAAGAGUCAUUUUGUCAGAGUAUCCGGGUGUACCGGGGUCUGAUUUCAUCAAUGCAAACUAUAUUAAGGGAGCAAGUGGGUCUCUGGCCUACAUCGCCUCCCAGGGACCUCUGCCAAAUACAGUGGUGGACUUUUGGAGGAUGAUUUGGGAAUGUGAGAUACAGGUUAUUGUCAUGGCCUGCAAUGAGCGGGAAUCUGGAAAGUAUAAAUGUGAAUGUUACUGGCCCACAGAUGAAGAGAAGAAACAAUAUGGAAACAUUAGUGUGGAGUUUGUAAAGUGGCGCCAGGUGUGCCCAGAUUUCUUGGUACGCACCUUGCGUGCUCGAUGGGAAGGGGAGGAGCGUGUUCUGUGUCAAUUUCAUUACACAACCUGGCCGGACCACGGAGUACCACGUUCUGUCCAACCUAUUCUAGAACUGGUACGCCUGAUGAGAGACUGUCAAGCCUCUGAGGCCGUUCCUAUCCUAGUGCACUGCAGUGCUGGUUGUGGUCGCACCGGAACCAUCUGUGCCAUUGAUUUUGUUUGGGGUCUCAUGAGGAUGGGGAAAUUGACCAAGCAUUUCAACUUGUUUAAUGUGAUUGCAGACAUGCGAAGACAGAGGAUUGCAAUGGUCCAGACAAAGGAACAAUAUGUCCUGGUGCACAAAGCUGUGUCAUCCCUAUUCGAACAGCAGCUGAGGGUCAUUGACAGUCAUACAUAUGAGAACUUGGAUGAAGAUGGAGAGCCACUUAUCCUCCGAGAGCUAAAUCACAAGGAAGAAGAUAUUUAUGAAGACAUAUUAGAACCAAUUGAGAUUGAAGAAACGUUUAUCUCUGAAGAUAAAGUUGGUAAAAAACUGCAUUCUCUGAAAGCCUUCAAUGAAUUUCCAUCGGGGAAUAGAGAAACACCUCAAGUCAAUUUACUUCAAGACUUCCAUCCAGAAACUUCCUCCUUUCACACUGAGAAGCCUGCUCUCCUGCGGGAUUGCGAUAGAUCUGUCACUGCCAUUGAACCAACAACCCGACAUGAUGAAGGAAAUUUGGCAAAUGAACAAGAUUUGGAAAAUAAUAUAAAAGAUGACAAUGACCCUCCUUAUUCCAGAAAUUCCAAAAUCCUCUUGAAACUGUGCCGAGAAGAGAGCGUCAAGAGACUUAUAUCUGGCUGGAACAAAGCAGCAGAGAAGGUAGAAGACAUAAAAUCAAAGGAAUCUUACAGUGAGGGGGAAGCUUUCUCAAAACCUGCUGAUAAAAAACAUUCCGAUUCCCUAAGGCCUGAUGGAGAGAGUAACAACUUUGUUGGAACUCUUGGAUCUGGUGAGCAUUCCACUACAGUAUAUCAGCAAACUCAAUUCAUUUCUGAAAUGCCCUCAAAAAACAGCUCUCCUGAUGACCUACACGGAGGAAAGCUGGUAGGAAAGGCAACUGUUAUUAGGCGACCCAGCAUCGCAAAACUCAAAGCCCUUUUCGAAAAAAACCCUCAGAGCAGCACAGACACUCCAGACUCCGGAAAACAACGACGACCGCUCUUUCGCAGUCACAGUCAUUAUAUUGGCCAUUCCGGGCGCACGUUCACCAUCUCCGACGACACUGAGCAAGGCACUGAUAUGAGCCACGAGAGUAGAUCUGGGUCACAGAGCAAAGAAGGAAAUUAUGCCAAUUUGAGUUCAUCUAAGCCUGUUAAAAAUAUGGAGUCAAACUACACGUCUAUGAAAUUAAAGCUUAAGCAAAGUAAUUCUGCAGAUACCAAAAGAGAAAAACCACCAGAACUGCCAGUGAAGAAAAAACCAGCCCCCACAGUCCCUACAACAGUCUCAAAUGUUUCAGAUAAAGUAUCUCCUGAAACAGUUGUGCCAAGAUUUCAUGUAAAUAUUUCAAAAGAAAAUCAAUCUGUGUUGCAUUCUACAAACAAAGACUUUGUACAGCAUGAGAUUUCUUCUGGUAAAAGUGGUAAUGAUGCUGAAAAGUCAAAAAUAGUUAGAAAUUCCAUAAAUAUAGUAUCUAGUCAAGAAAGAAAAUCUUCAGAUCUUUUCAAAGAGAGUAGAAGACAUUCUCAAGAUGUGGAAAAACUCACUCUACAUAAAAUGCAGUCUUUUUCAGAUCCAGAACAAAGUACUGGAAGAUGUGGGGAUGUCACUAAACAACUUAUCAAGCCAAAAUUGAGCUUGACUGAUCAAACUCACCCCAAACUACCUUUUGCACAGACUGAGAAAGCAAAUAGUGAAGACAAGUUAUCUUAUCUACAUGAAACAACAUACAUGAAUAUCAAUUCUCUGGCACAAAAAAAUAUUCGACAGAUUGAGGACAAAUUGAAAUGUCAUCCUCGUGGUGCCAUCAUAGAUCUCACCUCCAGGAAAUCCUAUAUCGAUGAGACAGUCUCCAAUCCUGAUAAGCAACAUGUCUUCAGAAAUACAGUGGAACCAGUUAAAUUUGUGCAAAGGCUAGAAUCUCGUGAUUUAACUUCCAUGAAAAAGGAACAGGCCGAAUCCACAUCGAAAGAGUUGAUUAAGAGCCCGAAGGAUAAACAAGCUACCAGCAAGAGCGAAAGUAGUAAACACGAAUCUGAUGAUCUGGAUGCUAAAAAUUUGCUUCUACAUAGUCCACCUCCCAAAUCUAAACGAGGACAUGUGGCAAAGCCUCAUCCAAAGCUAUCCUCCACUCCAACUGCUGAUGUAUCUUCUAGUGAUGUAGUAUCCACCAGUUCCAAACAGACUUCUGGAGAAUCUGAUCAAAACAAACAUACAAUGCCUAAAUCACCUCUAAACCUGGUGAAUAGUAACUUGAAUCAGGGAUUUGGGAAUUCUGCCAUCAAGAGUCCUGCUGCAGACCGAUCAGACCCAAGGUAUUUUCCUGUUAAUCGUCAAACUGCUGUCGAUGCUAAAUAUGAAUCAGAAAAACACAAAGCCAUAAAUCGAAAUCCACCCACCGUAAAUGUGGCAAAUAUUUAUGAAUCUCAUUUUUUCCCCAAAUCACAAGGAUCCAUUUAUCAUAAGUUGCCUGUUGCCUAUGACAAAUACACCGAAAAUUUCGACAAAGCCACUUCUCAGGCUGCUGCAAAGGACAAGAAGUACUUUGUUCAAAAUGAGCCACUGUAUGGCUUGCAGAGGUCUACCUCUGGUCCCCAAAUCAUUCCCUCGUCAUCAGAUAUCCCAAAAGCUGGAUCAGAGCUAAAUAGAACAUUUCCUGCGUAUGGUCAAGUUGGCAAGGAUACCAGAAAAAAUGAGCCCUCUUCCCUUCUUGAAUCACGCCUUGUUCCUCAGAAUUCCUCUCCCGGUCUGUAUGGUGUGGUCGGUCACCAGAAUGCAUUUCCCCCCGGACCUCCCAAGCCUCCAAGGACAUACCAUUACGAUAUUAAAAACAACAAUCAAGACCAUAGCAUUCCUAGCGAACAAUACAAGAAUGACCAGAUUGCCAAUCGAGAUGGUGGUAGAUAUAUUGUAUCAAUUGCUUCUCCAAAGCACUCUGUACCUCAUCCUGGUAAUUCUGGUGAACUAUCGGACUCUAGACACACUGAUCGUUCUGAACACCAUGCCGUUGUCCGGGAAAACCGCCAUGUUGAAUCCCGCGUCCAGGAGCAGAAUCCCUCCACAGUUCAUCAUCAAAGUGCUUACACUUCACCUCUUCCUAAUGAAGUCCAUAUGUCCAGGUCGUAUCCAUUCACCAAUUACGACCGUCUUUAUUCUCACCCGAGACCCUAUGGAAAGCAGUUCUAUCCAGAAGCUAUAGGUUUCAGGAAUGUCCAACCCGUUCAAAACGGAAUCUAUGGGACUGUGAAGGAAAAGCCUCGGUAUGGCCCAUAUACUGGACAGCGGACCACGUAUGCAGAUUAUGAAAAUAUAUAUGAUGCUCAAAGAGAUUAUAUGCAUGCUAUGAACAAAGAACACCAGAAUAUGUAUCAAAGUAUUUAUUCAAAUCCGGCAGCUAUACACAAAUAUUCUAAAUCUGAUGGUGGGACUUAUGGCACCACGAGAGCUGUUAGCGGUCCGUUUGCUAGGGAUUCAGAAUACCGAAGUGCUGACGAUGGUGUUCCAAAGCGUGUAUACUUUGACACCCUCCAACGGAGACACAAGCAGCAUGUAUCUUGGGAACAGAGGCGAUCUCAUGAUGAUAUGGACAUUCGACCUGCUCCCUCAGCACGGCUCAAGGAACAGAUACAUGCUCGCAGAAGCAUGGUUGAACUUGAUAAUCUGGAAAUCAGUGUGGCUUCUAAAGAUGGAUUUCCAGAGGAAAAUGUCUCCGGAGCUACCUCGGGUCGAGCCGAAAAAGGAACGUCUCUUGAAGGGGGUCCAUUCUCCAAAGUGCCGAAGAUGAAUCCGGGAGACAGUGCUGAAAGUGGAAAAGACCUCCACAAAAAAGCAGCUCCUCCUGGCAGAGAGCCAGCAAGCUUUGGCGAGACACUGUCUAAGGCGUUUGGAAGACUAACGUCUCUGACUAAGUUCAAUACAAAGGAUGCUCAAACAAGUAGUUCUAGUUCAAGUGAAAGUUUUGUUCAUAUUCCCAAAGGGAGCACGAAGCAGAAGGAACGUCGCUCGACGCCACCAGACAGUUCGAAAGAAUCUCCCUCCGAGCAGUGGACCCAGGUGUAG